CAGAGCUGUCAGUUUCUUUUCAAAACAAAAUCCUUCAUGGAGUAAACACGAGUUCUUCGUUUCGUUAAUUGCGUUAGAUUUUUUCGAGCUAAAAAACAAUUUGUCGGCUGUAAUUGUUGAUCGCAACAGCUGUUAGUACCAAUAUCAUCAGAAAUAUGGGUAAGAAAAAGUUCAUCGAUAAAAAGAAAGCGGUUACGUUCCGGUUGGUCAAUCGUAGCCAGCAGGAUCCGUUGUUUGUAGAUGAAAAUGCUCCCCAACAUGUGCUGGUUCCAGUGUCCGCACCUGGCCGUGAAAACGAAACCCGAUCUUCUGUUGUAGCUUCUAGAGCGUCUUCUUCGGGAGAAAACGCCGACACAGAAAAGCGCCGCAAGGAGCAGGCAAAGUUUGGAAUAUAUUUCGAUGAUGAUUAUGACUAUUUGCAACAUUUACGCGAGCCAGGACGAAAUGAGGUAUACUGGGAACCGGUUGAAUCUGCCAGAACAGCUGGUGCGGAAAAAGUUAGCAUUCAAUUGCCCAGCUCAGUGUUUGCCUCCGAGGUCGAGGAAGAAGAUGGUCUCAUGAAAAAGAAAGCUCAACAAAGGCCGGGACCACGUCCUGAUUGGGACCCAGAUGUAGUGGCAGCUCUGGACGAAGACUUCAACCAUGAUGAUCCAGAGAAUUUAUUAGAGGAUAAUUUUAUGGAACUGGCAAUGGGUGGAGAUGAAGUCGGUGAUAAGGAAGAUGAAGAUGAGUAUAGUGAUGUUGAUUCUGACGAUGCUGCGAUGUCCGAUGAUGAAGAACGGGAUGGUCUAGGGCCUCUGCAAUUCGAUAGAGAGGAAACAAAAUCUCGAUUCACGGAAUAUUCCAUGAGUAGCAGCGUAAUUAGAAGGAAUGAGCAGCUAUCUCUGUUGGAUGAUCGAUUUGAAAAAUUUUAUGAACAAUAUGAUGAUCCAGAGUUGGGUGCUUUGGAUUGUGAAGAUAUUGAAGGUCACGUUGAUAUCAAUGAUGACGUAUUGCUUCAAUUUGCUGAGCAUUACCGCAAAGAGCGAGAUGAGAAGUACAAUCUCGCCUAUGAUAAACAGUGGGACAAAGAAAGAAUUUUAAAACUGCAAGAAGUUUCAUCGGACGAAGAGGAAAUGGUUGAACUGGAAGUCGAAGAUGAGACUCAGAAAAAAUGGGAUUGCGAAAGUAUACUUUCAACAUAUAGUAAUAUCUACAAUCAUCCAAAACUGAUUGAAGAGCCGAAAAAACGAAGUUCCGCCAAAAUUUCCAUCAACCCCAAAACUGGUCUGCCAAUGAACGUGCUAGGAGCGGAAAGCGGCAAGUUAACAGUUAAGUCUCUGGCCCAACUUGAAAAGGAAGAAAGCUCUCCAGCUGGUGGUCCGAAAUCACUUUGUGAUGGUAGUGUUAUUUCCACCUUGAGUGUACUUUCAAUCCGACCGAAGGACGAAACUCCGGAGGAAAAACGCGAACGGAAAAAGUUACUUAAAGAGUAUCGCGGCGAGCGGCGGAUAGAGCGAAAGGCAAAUACGCUGGCCUUCAAGCAGGAAAAGAAGCAGCAAGAGCGGAGCCAGAUAAACACUCGUGCGAAUGCGGGAAUCAGAAUAGUUUAAAGUUGAGCGUUUUUCUUGUAUGCUAGUUGCAUAUAUAUUAUUUUAUCCAUUAAAAACACAAUAUUUGCGUAGAGAAGAA
This is a messenger RNA of Wyeomyia smithii (pitcher-plant mosquito), 1671 nucleotides long. It is a transcript of the gene LTV1, whose product is annotated as protein LTV1 homolog. Lineage: Eukaryota; Metazoa; Arthropoda; Insecta; Diptera; Culicidae. The transcript has 5 exons. Gene Ontology annotation, cellular component: preribosome, small subunit precursor; nucleus; cytosol. Gene Ontology annotation, biological process: ribosomal small subunit biogenesis; ribosomal small subunit export from nucleus. Bases 156 to 1592 code for a protein of 478 amino acids. The record is from RefSeq and is a predicted model, not a curated record.